UUUUUAAGUUCUUUUUUUAAAAUAAUAAUUUUUAUUUUUCAAUUGAUUGAUCUUUUUCCCUAGUGCUACGUACUAAUACAAUCAAAGAAAUUGUUCCCGUAUUAUUUUGAACUAAAUAUUAUUAACGUAUGUUGAAUCGUGAAAAGGGGCCCAAUUUUAUAAAACCGCACAGGGCCCCCAAUUUCUUUGCCACGCCCCUGGUAGCUAGGAAUGGUCGGACUGGUACAGCCUACUCUUUUGUCACCCCUAAAGAUCUGCCUUAUGUUUUGGAUCUUCAUCUCUUUUUGUCAAAACCCAUUUGGCCCGCCCCGUCCAAGGAGGAGGAGGUUAUAAAUGAUAUGGCCAACGGUGUGACUGUUUAUGGGCGGUUUCCUCAGACUGUUAUAGAUCUUGUUCAAGAUAAAGUUCGGGUUAAUAUUGAUUCAUCUGCAGAUUUAUAUGAUCUGCAGAAGUCUUGUAUUAAUGCAUUUCGUGAGUAUGAAUGGUCGAAUCCUGCACCGUCGUUGGCAUUAAUUCGGAGGGCAGAAGAGUUAUCCGGUGAAGGUUUGCAUCCUAUGUUCAAUGGUGUGUUGCAACGCAAUGAGCUGGGUUGUUUAGCAUGGUAAAAAAACAAAUUUUUUUUUUUUUAGGUGGUAAAAUACAAGUUUAAGUUUUUUAGAUGGUAAUUUUUUUUUUUUCGGUUUUUUGUAGGUGGUAAUUUUUUUUCCUAAAAAUAAAUCUUUUGCUCACGCAGUACAUAUGGACCACCAAGUGGUUAAGCCCUAAUUAAGGCCUAAACAAGCCUUUUUGUGCCUUUGUGGUAGGGUCAUUGCCUAGAAACACAGAGUAAGACAUGGAAUGCUGGUUCACGCAUCAUCCAAUUGGGGUGAAAGCAAACAAAAGGUCUUGCACGUACAAGGUGUACAAUAAAUUUAUUGUACACCAAGAUAACUUUUACCCAUUUUUUUGUAACUUUAACCUAGUUUUAAUUAACUUUUAUAUUAGUAAAAAAAAGUUGAUAGAA
This is a messenger RNA of Spinacia oleracea (spinach), 1003 nucleotides long. Its product is annotated as DEAD-box ATP-dependent RNA helicase 29-like. The transcript has a single exon. The record is from RefSeq and is a predicted model, not a curated record. Bases 129 to 605 code for a protein of 158 amino acids. NCBI's taxonomy places the organism in Eukaryota, Viridiplantae, Streptophyta, Magnoliopsida, Caryophyllales, Amaranthaceae.